CUAAAUGAAUUUCUUGUCAACCGGCACUUUCUUUCUCAGCGCGUCUCGGCCACCUCUGCCCGCGCCGCGAAGGACCCCGACUAUAAGAGGCUCCGCCCCGCGCGGCCGCCUCUCUUCUCGCCGCCAUCUUAGGUUCCCUCGGCUGUCUGCCCCACCCCUCCCCGGAGCGCGGAGACGCCACGAGGCGCUUGGAGGCGCGCGCCAUCACCAUGCAGAUUUUCGUGAAGACGCUCACGGGCAAAACCAUCACCCUCGAGGUUGAACCCUCGGACACUAUCGAGAAUGUGAAGGCAAAGAUUCAAGACAAGGAGGGGAUCCCUCCAGACCAGCAGAGGCUGAUCUUUGCAGGCAAGCAGCUUGAGGAUGGCCGCACGCUGUCCGACUACAACAUUCAGAAGGAGUCGACGCUGCACCUGGUGCUCAGGCUGCGCGGAGGCGCCAAGAAGCGCAAGAAGAAGUCGUACACGACCCCCAAGAAGAACAAGCACAAGCGCAAGAAGGUCAAGCUCGCCGUGCUCAAGUACUACAAGGUGGACGAGAACGGCAAGAUCACGCGUCUGCGGCGCGAGUGCCCCUCGGAGGAGUGUGGAGCCGGCGUCUUCAUGGCCAACCACUUCAACCGGCAGUACUGCGGCAAGUGCUGCCUCACCUACGUGUUCAACAAGCCCGAGGAGAAGUGACGUGUCACGUGUGACACGUGCGGGGGGGGGGGUCCCCGCCCCUCUCUGUUAAGUGCCGCGAUGGUUAAUAAAGAAGCCCUGUGAACGGCA
Molecule: messenger RNA, 770 nt
Organism: Petromyzon marinus (sea lamprey)
Lineage: Eukaryota; Metazoa; Chordata; Hyperoartia; Petromyzontiformes; Petromyzontidae
Gene: RPS27A
Product: ribosomal protein S27a
Biological process (GO): translation
Cellular component (GO): ribosome
Molecular function (GO): protein binding; structural constituent of ribosome
Source: RefSeq, a predicted model, not a curated record